This is a messenger RNA of Papaver somniferum (opium poppy), 2088 nucleotides long. RefSeq names its product probable polyamine oxidase 2. Gene Ontology annotation, biological process: polyamine catabolic process. Bases 299 to 1759 code for a protein of 486 amino acids. Gene Ontology annotation, cellular component: peroxisome. The transcript is spliced from 9 exons. Gene Ontology annotation, molecular function: polyamine oxidase activity. Lineage: Eukaryota; Viridiplantae; Streptophyta; Magnoliopsida; Ranunculales; Papaveraceae. The record is from RefSeq and is a predicted model, not a curated record.
UGUUAACUCGUUCUUCAAAGAGCAAAGAGCAGAGGAAUAUCGACUGUAAUAAUCUCUUCCUGCAAAACCCUGACUGUCGUCUCUUGCACAAAACAAAAAUUCAUCUUGUUUGUUGGGGUUUAAUCUUGCUGGAUUCAGUUAAGGCUGAGAAUUGCAGUUCCAUUUUGUGAUCGUAUUAGUAUAAUUGUGGCUAAUCUAAUACUAGGUUAGGCUGUUUAUUUUCAUCUAAAUUAAUAAAUAUCUAUUCAAAACAUCUUAAUUAACCGAGAAGAAGCUUGAACAUAAUCCAAUCACAUAAAUGGAGUCAAGAGAACAAAGUAAUCGUAGUAAUCCUCGAUCGAGCGCAGAAUCCUUGUCGCGGCCUUCAGCUAUCGUCAUCGGUGGUGGAUUUGCAGGUAUUGCGGCUGCUCGGGCACUUCAUGAUGCCUCGUUUCAGGUUGUUCUGCUGGAGUCGCGAGAUAGAAUUGGUGGUCGAGUGUGCACCGACUACUCAUUUGGUUUUCCAGUUGACAUGGGUGCAUCAUGGUUGCACGGUGUAUGUGAAGAAAACCCUUUAGCCCCAUUAGUCGGAAGACUAGGACUUCCAUUGUACCGAACUGGUGGAGACAACUCUGUGUUAUAUGAUCACGAUUUAGAAAGUUAUGCACUCUUCGAUGCAGAUGGAAAUCAAGUUCCUCAAAAACUAGUAACAGAGGUUGGCAAGACAUUUGGGACCAUUUUAAAAGAGACAGAUAAAGUAAGGGAAGAAAACAGUGAGGACAUGUCGAUACUUAAAGCGUUCUCCAUUGUUUUAGAAAGGCGACCUGAUUUAAGGCAACAAGGGACUGCUCACAAUGUGCUGCAGUGGUACUUAUGCAGAAUGGAAGGUUGGUUUGCUGCAGACGCAGAUUCCAUUUCGCUUAAAUAUUGGGAUGAGGAAGAGCUUCUGUCAGGUGGUCAUGGACUAAUGGUUCGAGGUUAUUAUCCAGUUAUCAAUACUCUUGCCAAGGGUCUUGAUAUUCGCCUAAAUAGCAGAGUCACGGGUAUUUCACGGCGUCAUAGUGGAGUCAAAAUUAGUGUUGAAGAUGGGUCGACGUUCACAGCUGAUGCAGCAAUUGUGGCUGUUCCUCUUGGUGUUUUGAAGUCCAAGAAAAUAUCUUUCGAGCCCAAAUUACCACAGUGGAAAGAAAAAGCUAUUUCUGAACUAGGAAUUGGGACGGAGAAUAAGAUAGCUUUGCAUUUUGACAAGGUUUUCUGGCCUAACGUAGAGUUCUUGGGAGUGGUUGCUUCAUCUUCUUAUGGAUGCAGCUACUUCCUCAAUCUUCACAAAGCUACAUCCUACCCCGUCUUGGUUUACAUGCCAGCAGGGAGAUUGGCACAAGAUAUUGAAAAGAUGUCCGACAAAGAUGCCGCAAAUUUUGCCUAUAUGCAACUAAAGAAAAUCCUUCCCGAUGCAUCUGAGCCGAUCAAUUACCUUGUUUCCCACUGGGGAACUGAUAUAAAUUCACUCGGUUCCUAUAGCUACCAUACAGUUGGAAAAUCCAAUGAUCUGUAUGAGAGAUUAAGGAUCCCUGUUGACAAUAUCUUCUUUGCUGGGGAAGCUACAAGCAUGAACUACCCAGGAACUGUGCAUGGUGCAUUCUCUACGGGAACUAUCGCUGCUGAAGAAUGCAGAAUGAGAGUCUUAGAACGGUACGGGGAGCUGGAUUUGCACAAUUUAGCCAUGGACGGGGAAAUGUCUACUUCUCUAGCCGUACCGCUCCUCAUUUCUCGUAUGUGAAGAUUGCAUUUUAUGUGAUGCUGGGGGAAACAAAACAAAAAUAACCUUCUUGUUGUUCCCUAUCAUGUAGUCUAAAUAUAUUCUUCUGUAUAGUGUAGGUUACUUACUCGAAGAACAUCUAGCGGCACAUUUACAUUAGAACCUAGAUGUGGUAUGAAUUGUAUCAAGUUGUUAAUAAUUGACCUAAGUUUGAACUUUGGAUAUUUAAAGGGAUGGUAUUAGUUUCCCUUCUUGUAAGUAAAAGAAUAUGUGAAGGUAUCAUCAGUAUCACUGAUGUUUGAGCUUUUGAUAAACGAAUCUUCAAAAGCAGCAACUGCUUUUCUUGUGAA